GAUCUUUGCAAAGUGUUCGACCACCAACCUCGACAUUAUACCGACACUACCACCCAGGGAUUUAGAAACAUCCCGUUAAUUUCUAGGGUUCCGCCUCGCAGGGUCUCGUAUAUCAGCAUCGUCGGGAGGACAGAUCCCCUCUCUACUAGUGAUAAACAAGCUCCUGAGCCCGUGCUUGCCAGCAACCAUGCCUCCAGCAAAGCGGCGCAAACUCAGCCCUACGUCUGAUGACGAGCCGCACGAGCCAGACCAAGGGGACCAAGGCGCCCAAAACGAGCAAGACGAACGAGGAGACGCAGGCAGCACUGCGCUGCCAGCGGCCGCUGGACAAGAUCAAGCAAAGGAAUCAACGACCGAAUCUUCCACAACUCAAUCCAAUGCAGAACCAGAACCAGAACCAUCAUCCAGUAAUGUUGACGCAGCGCCGCUUCCUCCCGCUUCUUCUUCCACCACCACUAGCGCAGCAGACAGACUAGCACGCUUCGCAGCCCUCAAAUCACGAGCCACAGCAUCAGCCAAAUCAAACCUCGCCGAAGCCAAAGCAGAAGCCAACCGCGCAGCAAUGGACCCAGGACUCCUGGCGAGUCUGAACCGAAAAGCAGCAAUAGCAUCGCACAACCUAUUAAAGGCAGAGACCGAGGAAGAAGAGGGCACCGGGGCAUUUGAACGCAAGCGCGCAUGGGAUUACACGAUUGAGGAAACCGAGAAAUGGGACGCCCGCGUUCAACAGAAGAAGUACAACCGGGACAACAACGCGUUCCAGGACUACAGCACCGAAGCGAGCAAGAUGUACGACCGACAGAUCCGAGAACUCGAAAAGGCCGCCCGCAAGGACGGCGGCAAGAACAGAGAAGAAUAUGAGCGUCAAAAGGCCGAGCUGCUAGAACAAGCCGCCCGCACCGGCGGGUUGGAGAUUGUCGAGAUGGACAACGGCGAACUCGUCGCCAUCGAUAAAGAUGGUCGCUUCUAUGCCAACCACGACAGUACGGGUUUCGUCGAACAGAAGCCCAAGCGUGAGAAUGUCGAUCGUCUCGUCGCCGAUUUGAAGAAAGCCGAAGAGGCCAGAUUCAAGAAACGUCGUGACCGUGGCCGUGAAACCGAUGAUGGAGACGUCACUUAUAUCAACGACAAAAACAAACAGUUCAACCUUAAGCUGGCGCGGUUUUAUGAUCGCUACACUGCGGAUAUUCGCGAGAGCUUUGAAAGAGGAACGGCCAUUUGAUUUGGCUUGGACGAGGUUGUUGCUCGUUCUGUCAUCUGUAACUGUUGCAUCUAUAUACUGCAGUUUCUUUGGGCAGUCCUGGCUAUGAUCAAGUAUGUCUAUGGUGUAUGACAAUAUUCUAAAAUCAAGUACAUUGUACAGUUCCCUACUGGACCAAGACAACUUCAAAUGCGAGCGUUGGUUGCAGCAAAUUGCAGGCGCAAGUCGGCCACCACCACGCGCGAAAUCCAAAUAUAUACGACUACUAGUAGCUGCCGUUGAUCGCUCUUGAUGAUCCGGUCUACUCUUUAUCCAGUCCCGAGAGUAAGUCGAUCAAUACCACUCAGGCUGUAGGUAACCUUCAGUCUGGUUUUGGUGGAAUAGUAAAGUCUGUAUUUAUCCAUCACAUUAUGGCUCUGCUUAUUAUACACACUGCCUUCAUACUAGGUAGGCACCAUUGGAAAGAAAUCAUACAAUGACGCCAUUUUCAUUUAACAAUAGUCCCAGCCGCUUCUCUCGCGACAAAAUCUCAAAGAAGA
Messenger RNA from Exophiala dermatitidis NIH/UT8656, 1740 nucleotides. RefSeq lists its product as uncharacterized. The record is from RefSeq and is a predicted model, not a curated record. The coding region runs from base 188 to 1222 and encodes 344 amino acids. Gene Ontology annotation, cellular component: Prp19 complex; post-mRNA release spliceosomal complex; catalytic step 2 spliceosome. NCBI's taxonomy places the organism in Eukaryota, Fungi, Ascomycota, Eurotiomycetes, Chaetothyriales, Herpotrichiellaceae. The transcript has a single exon.